GUCAUAUAAAAGAAGGAUACGGAUUAUCGUGGAAUCCAUUAAAAGAGGGUCAUAUAUUAGAUGCGUCCGAGGAUACCACGAUUUGCCAUUGGGACAUUACUGGGUAUACUAAAGAAACACGAACGAUGGAACCAUUCCGCAUUUAUCGAGGCCAUGAAGCAUUUGUCGAGGACGUAGCAUGGCAUAUACUGGAUGAACAUCUAUUUGCUUCUGUUGGUGAUGAUCAGAAGUUGCUUAUCUGGGAUACACGUUCAGAAAAGACUGAUAAACCUGCCCAUUCGGUUAUUGCACAUCAAAGUGAAGUUAAUACUUUGGCAUGGAAUCCAAUGAAUGAAAAUAUUUUAGUAACGGGUGCUGGAGAUAAG
Molecule: messenger RNA, 365 nt
Organism: Scutellospora calospora
Lineage: Eukaryota; Fungi; Glomeromycota; Glomeromycetes; Diversisporales; Gigasporaceae
Source: the annotation of a GenBank genome assembly